Molecule: messenger RNA, 4678 nt
Organism: Gasterosteus aculeatus aculeatus (three-spined stickleback)
Lineage: Eukaryota; Metazoa; Chordata; Actinopteri; Perciformes; Gasterosteidae
Source: RefSeq, a predicted model, not a curated record
GCAGUUUUCUUAUGUCGCGGUUGAGUACAACAAUAAAGAAACAGCGUGUAAAAAGUCGUAUCAUUCGGUUAUUUAAUGCCACGUUGUAUUUUCAAAGAGUAAAACAGGCAACAUGUUCAACAUGUUCACACAGCCUGAAGAGCCUGAAACAGAUCGAGGGAUUCCCCAAGGAGUUUUCUCAAAGGGGGGGAUUCCCAGAUGUUCACUGUACAACUGCUUCAUUUUCAGACCAUUUCAUUUUCGACACGUGGUAUAUUUUUAAUGAAGUCCGAAAUUAGGGAAUUUUGUACAAUUCCUUACCUUUUGCUAAAUACUGCUUUAUAUUAGUAGAAAUCACUCUUUGCUAUCGUUGGCUGUGGGAUCUCUUUUCAUUUCUGUUGAACUUUGUGAGAGAAGUUCUUUAAAAGAAGUGCAUAUCUCUUGUAUUUCUAUUCCUCUGUAGAAGAGGAAUAGAAAUACAAGAGAUACACACUUUUGUGUGUGUGUCUACAUGUACUCUCUAUGUGGCCUUUCUUGAAUUAGCUCUAUUCAACAUCAUUGACCACGACUGGGGAGACAGGGAUGAUUGAAGGGAGGCUAAAAGGUAAAAAUGUACAUUUUGUCAUUCUGAGAGAGGUGAAUUGUCCGUAUUCAUUGUGUUGUUGUGGUAAAAGUAGAGUCAUGGCUUUAUUGCCAUCAAACAGGUUGAGCAGCAGAUAAGACACAUUGUCCUACAAGUGGAGACACGAAUGCAGACAGGAAACGUUCGCAGUGGGUGUGGCUGAACCGCCUCUACCUGCCUUACCACCACUUCCCUACAGAAGGAUUAAACUUUAUAAGAGGACCUGUUGGACUGAGAGGCUGCAUGGAUUAUCCUGUCAGAACUAAGCAGUCAUGAUGCCAAAUUUAGGAUCGAAGAAGAAGGAAAGACACACAGAGGACUUGCCUCGGUUAAGCAAUGAGAAGCAGCUGAGGAUCCUGAAUAUGGUGAAGAGCGGAGAAUUGUCCAUCGAAGAUGCUCUGAUCCAGGCCAGGAAGGACGGGACGCCGCUGAGCAAACCCAACGCAGCGGCUGAAGAGGAACCUAAACCGUCGCAGUACAACUUCAGUGUUCACAAACACAACCACUACCGAUGGCAGAAGAGGGUUCUUCAGAUCGAUUUGAACACCAAAAUGCUGUGCAGUAUCGAGAAAGGCAUCAUCAAACGGCAACUUCCUUUCCUCAUUGUCAAAAGCUGUGACGAUGGAGUGGGUUCUAGGUUCACCAUUUCCUUCAAAGGUCAUCAUGAUUAUGAACUGGAGGCCACUUCACUGGAGGACAAGAACAAGAUAAUACAGCUUGUGAAUCAGAUCAUUUAUGGGAACAUAUACAGUGACAAUGGAGAAACACUUCAGCAGCCUGAAGAAUCACAGAGCCUUCAGGAAGGCGUCUUAUUGCUGCACCGGGGCGGCCUGGCCUCCUUCAAAUGGGUGAAAUAUGAAGUACAGCUCCACCCGGGUCAGCUCACGCUGGUCCCCGUCAAGCAACGUGGCCCCGCAAACGCCAACGGGAUGUUCUCGGGGCCCUCGUCCAUCGUGAUCCACCUGUCGGACGGCGACACCAGCGUACAGAAACCGGACGUCUCCGACAUGUUCACACUGAUCACCCACAAAAAUGAGUACCAGUUCCGCGUCCCUCUGCCGGAUGAAGCGGCCGCCCCUGGAUCAGUCCAGAAGGAGCGAGAUGCUUGGGUUCAGGCUAUCGACGCACUGUGCUCAGGCUGGAAGAGGAAGUCGAUGGACGGAAGCAACUUUAUGAAAAAAAACAGACCACGACAUCUCAGCAUACCUGAGGACACCGACUCGGAGCCUGAGUCAAGUGGCAAAUUGGACGAUAGAAAUACGACCCAAAGUGCAGUUGAAAAUGUAGAUCCCCCUUCUGGCGGUAAAGAUCCCCCAUCAGACGAGAGCCGAGGCCCCUCCCCAGUAGGUCACGCGCAUCCUACUCCAAAACUGACAAAGUAUAAUGUCAUCCGGCCUGAUGUUUCGCCUCCCGUCCCAUCACCAACCCCCCCGCAUGUCUCAGCCUUAUCCAAGACCACUUUGCCACAACCCCUCACCCCUUCGCCCACAAAGGUGGAGCCUCUUAACCAUCACUCAGGCGCCUCGGUUGUUAAAGAGCCUUCACGGCCGAGUAUCCCAGCCCCGCCUCCUUUUCCCUUUAAAUUCGGAAUGAAGCCAAGAAAACCGCUUACCAAGGCCUUCCACUGGGACGUAGUCGGCCAAGAGAAGAUUGCAAAAUCGUUCUGGGUACAGGAGUGCACCGGGAGGAUUGAAAUCGACACAUCGCGCUUAUACGAGCAAUUUGCCGUGAAAGAUCUUGGGACGUUCGGUGCGGCUGAGCCGAGCCACACCCAGCAUAUUAUGCUAAAUCAGAAGAUCGCACACAACCUUAACAUUUUCCUCAAAAGUUUUCCGGUGCGAGCGGGAGAGCUGAAGGACAAACUGUUCAUUGUUAACGAGGAAGAUGGAGGCCUGUCUGAUGAGCACAUCACCUCCCUCCGGAGGUACAUCCCCACGAUGAGUGAUGUGGAAAUGUACAAAGCACACAAAGGACCUGUGGCAGAGCUGCAUAUUGUGGACCAGUACAUGAUGGAGAUGUGCAACAUCCCCUUGCUGAGCACACAGCUGGACCUGCUGCUGACUCUGAGAGAGCUUCCGAUCAGCAUGAAGGACCUGCAGCCCCUGAUUAACCAGCAGAUCAGAAUGUGCACGCAGCUGAACAACUGCAGGUCAUUUGUUUCGGUGCUGGAGUACCUCCUUGCCAUCGGCAAUUACCUCAACGAGAACGCCAGGAAGGAAAAGGCCAAGGGAUUCCGCCUCUCCUCCUUAACGAACCUCACCCAGCUGCGUGGGAAAGACAGGAAGUUCACCUUGCUAAACGCCCUUGUGGAGCAGAUCAUGUUGCAUGAACCGAGCUUGGCCGCUUUUACCCGGGAGUUGGCAGAAUUUGAAACUGUCCCAGGAGCUUCCAUCAAAGGCCUGACCGCAGAGGUAGAUGUCCUGAAGAAUGAACUGCAGAAAGUCAUUCAGUAUAAAAGAACUUACAAGAAGACAAAUGCUGGAAUUCAUCACCAAAAGUUCUACAAAGACCUGAAGGCUUCAACUGAAAAGUACAAAACGGAUCUCUCGGCACUGACGAAUACAUGCGAGGAGAUGAAGAAACUCUACUCUGUCACACUGGUUAAAUUCGGUGAACCGGCUGACCAAGACUCUCAAGAGCUCUUUGGAUUGAUCUGUCGUUUCGUCCAGGAAUUCAAGGGAGCCCAUGCUGAGAUCCUUUGAGUCACAAGCCAAAUGUUUAGAUCACUCAUAAGCGUAUUACGUAUGAGAAGCUUACCAAACAAACAAUGUUCUUAGUCGCAGGUGAGGGACACAUCAUUUUCUGAGCUGUUUGUAUUUUUGAUCCGUGAAGGUGAUUUAUUGCAGACAUGCAGUAUGAAGUGUGCAGCUCGAUCGGCGGGGCAACAGGAUGUCAGUGGAAAUCAAUUUUGGGAAUAUUAAACUCAUCCUGUAUGUCCCAGUAUUUCAUUUCCAGAAGUUGUUUUUUGUUAUGUUUACUUCAUUUUGAGACACAAAUCAUUAAUGCAGGAUUUGCAACUGCUGGGUUUUUAAGAAACACUUGGAUGCUGAAGUGUGCCGCUGAAACCCACGGCUGACUGCUGGCAGCAAAACAAAAAAAACAAAUCUCUCUGGAAGCCAGCGCAGGCUGGUGUACUUUGGAUGUGAGAUUAUUUCCAUCUCGCCGCGAGAUCCGGGACGUUUGCUAUUCCCUGCGUUACCCAAAGAGUUCAAAUGCUGCAUCUGAUUAAGGAAGACGUGCCACUUUGCCAUGAACACUAGACGCAGACCUCCUCUUAAGAGGGGUAGAACUAAGUUGCAACCAGUGGUUCCAUCGAGUGGACCGAAACUUGCAUUCUCUCUGCUGACCAGUCGGGGGCGACUUCUCUGAAUGCAAAAAGACAUCUGAAAUAUCGGAGUUGCUGUAGGUACCAUAUUAAUAAUAUUUGUUUUAAAUAGUGUUGACUUUGGUAUAGUUAGAAUGUAUACGGUUAUAUUUUAAAGAGCAGUUUUUGUGAUUUCUUAUUGCAGGGUCUAUAAUAUCUGGAUGGACUGCUCUAUAAUUCCAACCUCCAUUGUUUACUCUUAAUGUUGAAUACGACUUAAAAUGUUAACAUAUUUUGAGACUAAUUUUAUGAUUGGGUUAGAAGUUCCUGGUCUCAGGGUGGUGCACAGAUUUUUUUAAUUAAUGUCACUGAUAGAGUUCCAUAACAGCCGACAUGUGGUCGCUGCUUGGGAACCUAUGGAUCCUCUGAAGUCACGAGGCCGUCGCAAAACGUUUAUUGAUGGUUGAUUGACGAUCGUCUGGGACUUAAACACAGAAAGAAGAUUUUUCCUUGGUAUUUUUAAAAAUGUCCUGUUUGUCAGAAUUUUUAGUUUGAAGGAAUUUUUUUUGGACCGCUUUUAUUAAAGGGUCGAGUCAAACUAUACGGGUUUACGUUUUCUGUUAUUUUGGAAUUCAUUUUCGAAGGCAUAACUAUUCCAGCUAUGAAUUUUGUUGCCUUUUCAAAAUCUGUACUUCUACGCUUUUCUUUUGCCUUAAAACACUUUGUGUAGUCGUCACUGGAUUUUUUAGGUAAAUAUAAAAUAAUACCUUGGA